UUUCUUCUCUACUACCCUAGCCAGAAGAUGGCAUAGGAACAAUUGCGUUAUCACCAUCGCUUAUGCCAAGUUGAGCUGAUUUUUAAGAAUGAAAAAACCUCAAUGCGCUAUAAAUCAAGAUUUUUUUUUUAUCAAAGGUAGAUUUAUAAUAGGUUAGGUGUUACUCAACUGAAUUCGAGCGCCAAAAAAGUUGUGGAGAAGAUGACAUCAGCUAUAGGAUGGUACGGACCAUUAAUCGAUCUUUCUAAAGCAUCUGCUCACAUCGGCGACUUAGUACAGCUUCUCGUUUUCAUUCACCGCUGCACUCCUCUUCAGUAUAAAUUAUCAAAAAGAGGUGAAGUAUUAAGGACAGACAUUCAGGUUGGCGAUGAUACGCUGCCGUAUUUCUCAGUCUCCUUAUGGCAAAAGCAAAUGUCAUCUUUGGCUGUUACCGGUGAUGUCGUUUUGCUGCAGAAUGUGAAGAUCACUAAAUUUGGGGGUAUUGUUGAUGGCACAACUGUCCAGUUUUCUUCUUUACAAUGUUUGAUACAUCCUUAUGAAUCACUUCUUUCAAAAGGUGUAGAUGACUUAACUCGGGAAUGUCGGGUAGGAAAUACUGCAAUGGAGAAGCUUGUCAAAGUAGUUAAAUGGGUUCAGCGCAUUGGUUCUUCUUUUUACAACAUUGGCUCUAAUAGUUUUCAGAAAAACAUACAUCUUCCAAGGAACUGGAAAGUACAAGAACAGACAGAAGCACAAGAACUUUUCCUGCUUUCAGAAGUAUUGCGCCUAAGGAACUCAUGUAAGGUUGUAUUCAAUGCAUCUGUUGGCGAAAUUUUCUUACCAAUUACAUGGAGAGUACUGGGUGAUUCUGAGAAGGAAAACAUGUUUGUUAGCAGGAUAAUAACCAAGGUUGGAAAGAGUAAUUUGGUUGAAGAUAUUACUUGUGUUGGGUGUCAGUUAUGUGGUUCUCCUUUGGAUUUGGAGAACAGGUCUGAGUUGAAGAAAAACUCGAUUCCACUCUUUUGCUCGAAAAGCUCAGAUCAUUUUCAUGCAGUAGGCUUGAUAUACAGGCCUUUUAUGUUAUAUGUGUGGGAUGAAUCAGAAUACCUACCACUACUUGUAAGAAACAAGGCUGCCGAGCUGCUAUUCGGGAACAUCAAAGCCGAAAAAAUCUACUCUUGCUACAUAGGGCAAAACCAGAACCAAAACUGUCAGCAAGACCAUAAUUGUAAAGUAAUUAUUUCUAAAGCUUCUGGGAAAGCAGCUACCGUUUCUUGCUCAUCAGGUCUAGAUGACAGACAAGUCAAGCAGGGAGUUGAAGAUGAUAAAAACAUCAACUUCCACUUGGUUUGGUUAAUUCUUGUGAAGUUGCUAUUGCAGCAAGGGAAGAAUAGUCCACUGAAAUUUGAAGUAAAUGUGAAUACGAGUCUAGAGGGUGAAAAUGAGAAGUUUGAGAUGGUUUCUGUUUCAAUUCCAUGUAUCAAAACCAAUGGUUCCUUGUGUUAUCCAUAGAUCCGUUAAUUCAGAGAUUUCAUCUGUUAGAACAAA
Mercurialis annua (annual mercury) is the source of this 1527-nucleotide messenger RNA. RefSeq lists its product as uncharacterized. The transcript is spliced from 7 exons. Bases 202 to 1491 code for a protein of 429 amino acids. The record is from RefSeq and is a predicted model, not a curated record. Lineage: Eukaryota; Viridiplantae; Streptophyta; Magnoliopsida; Malpighiales; Euphorbiaceae.